Ostreococcus tauri is the source of this 438-nucleotide messenger RNA. RefSeq names its product unnamed product. Lineage: Eukaryota; Viridiplantae; Chlorophyta; Mamiellophyceae; Mamiellales; Bathycoccaceae. The transcript has a single exon. Gene Ontology annotation, biological process: tubulin complex assembly; bicellular tight junction assembly; post-chaperonin tubulin folding pathway. The coding region runs from base 1 to 438 and encodes 145 amino acids. Gene Ontology annotation, cellular component: lateral plasma membrane. The record is from RefSeq and is a predicted model, not a curated record. Gene Ontology annotation, molecular function: GTPase activator activity; beta-tubulin binding.
AUGGAACUCAUCGACGCUGUUCGCGCCGAGUUACACUCAAGUCGCGACAUCUCAAAGCUCCUCGCAGGAUGCGCGUGUCUUUCUCACUUUGUGCGCUCGGCGAAUCAGGGAUUACACAAAUCGUCCACGCUUGGUAUGCUCGCACUCCUCGCGAACAGGUUCCCGCGCGUGCGCUCGGCCACAGCUGAGCACAUGUACCUUGCUCUGUUGUCUCUGCAUGAGCCUUCAGGUGACGACGAAAACGCAAUACAUCUGCUUUCAUCAAAUUGUUGGGAUGCUCCAACGAGCGCCACGAAAGACGUCCGCAAGCAGUUGUACGCGGCGGUUGGACUGGAGCUUCCGCCCUUCAUGCUGAAGGAGUGCACUCGCGCCGCGAAAGCGAAAGCAGUCGACGGAGAAGGCAGCUACGCCGCGCUCGUGCACGACGUCGGUUUUUAG